Molecule: messenger RNA, 608 nt
Organism: Anopheles funestus (African malaria mosquito)
Lineage: Eukaryota; Metazoa; Arthropoda; Insecta; Diptera; Culicidae
Exons: 4
Coding region: 202-576 (124 amino acids)
Source: RefSeq, a predicted model, not a curated record
CCGUUCUCAAAGCAUUUUGAUCACAAUCGUUCUGUCAAAAAACUUCUCACCCAUGUCAUUUGACAAACGGUUUGCUCGAUUCAUAUUUGACGGCAGUUUCCUCGCUAGUUCUUCGAAAUACGGUUUGCGCGCGCUGGUCAGUUGCUACAAUUCGUACAAUUCACAGCAAGAAAUUUCAUUCGCCAACAGCUUCGGAACAAAAUGUCGCAGGAAAGUGAUGAUUCCGAUUCGCUAACUGAGGAAGUAGUUACAUACACUGUGGAUCCGGAUGGCGCUCCGUCAACCGAAGAUCAAACUCAACCACCAAAAACGAAGAAGAGAAAAUUGAACACCAAAACUGUUAAGAUGCAACGCGACAACAGCCCUCCAUUGAAAACGUUUGUGUACUGCAAGUCAUAUUACCGACAACAGGUACGGUCGUUGUUUAAGUUGAUGAACGCAACGUGUAAGCUAGAAACUAGGGUAUUAAGUGCUGCUGGCGCGUUUUUAUCAACUGACGAUCACAACGAGGAGAAUCGCUCGCCAUACUUUUCCGUGCUCGGAAGACGUUUCCAAACGUUUGGUGACAUACAAUAAAAUCGUUCGCUUGGGUCAUUAUUAAUUGUUAA